CUCUAAACUUUUUUUCCCCUCUCGUUCUCCAUCAAUUUUCUUUAUGGUGUUUGAAUUAACAAUCAAUGAUAGUUUUCUUCAAUUCUUCAGCGUUUUUGGUGUUUCGAUUUGAUUUUUGAAUUCUUGUUUUCACUAGUUGUAGAGAGGAUUUUAGUUUGUCAGAGUUAGGGUUCUGGUUCUUUUAGGGUUUUGUAGCCUUAUUUUUCUCAAUUAGUAUAGGAGGUUUUGAAUUCUUCGUAACCCUAGGUUUUCUUAGGUGUAAUUGAAGAUGUUGUUUUAAGGAUUUGGGGUUUUGCGUCUGCGUGUGUUUGUAGAAUUUGAAUUGGGGGGUUUACUUCGAGUAAUUGGGAAGAAUUAGAAGCAGGGUUUCUGCAAUUGGUUUGAAGUUGCGGGCUUUUUAUUUUUUAUGUUUGUUGAAGCAAGAUUGAAUUUUGGUCUCUGAGUGAUUGAUUAAGAGAAUCUGUAGUUUUCCUUUGAGGAGUCUAUUGAAGAUUUUGUGUAGGCUUUAUUAGUGUUUUUCUGUAUGGUACUUUAAGUUUUCAUUGCUUUUUGAAACCUUAGAUUUCCAUACACUAAACUCUAAUUCUUCUGCUUCAGUAUGCCUAUUGACCAGGUCUAAACAGGUACAAUGCUAGAGUCCUAUCUCUCAAGGUUGUGUUUUACAAUCUGCUAACAGAUCUUUGCAGUGCUCUCCCAGGGAUUUUGUUGAUUGUACAACUGGUGUUGAAGACAGGUCCUUACCAUGUUCCCAAAAGGAUAAGUUUCACUAUCCUUUCAAACAUUAUGAUGGAUGUGGCAAUGGUGUUAGAGGUAGUGGAUAUGCUAGAAGUGUUAUUUAUCGACAUUUGUCUGACAAGCAUUUUCCUACAACAAGUGCCAAGGAGGUUUGUAGUGAUAGGAUUCGUAAUUAUUUGGCUUGCUUUAUAGCUUGGGAAAAAGUUUUGAAUGAUUUGCAGUGUUGGUUAUGCAUUCAAUGUUUGCAUAUCCAUGCUUGGAAGAAGACUUGUUGCUCCCCUUUACACCAUGUGGAUAUUAUAGCAGGUCCAUUUAAUGGCUUAGAGUCAAGCAAUCUUAACAGUGGAGAUGCUACAUUGCACAUUACAGUGGAGAUGCUUAACACUAUACUUCAGAGAAAAAUCCCUACAAUUGUAAGUAUCCCCCCUCCAUGUAGAUUGCACUUUUCUAGAACCCUGAAAAAGGCUCUUGAUAAUGUGCUUGCCCAUCCCUCUGAUGUAACUGCUUGGUUACAACUCUUAUUACUUACUGUAUGCACCUUGCAUCUUUAUGUGCCAAAAAGUUCUAGAGAAGCCCGUUCUAGCAAUAGAAAGAAACUCCAAAUUUCGGCAAUUAAUCAGGCACUAACAAGAUGGAAAGAACCCAAUGGAUGCUUUAUCAUGACUCAAGAAUUGCUGGGACUCUUUCACCCAAUCCCCAGGAAAGAGCAUUCUAACAUGAAGAAGCAGGAUUCUACUUUGCUUGCUUGCAGGAAAAAGUUGAGUUAUGGCCAUUACUCUGAUGCUAUCUGUAGUCUCCCCUCCGACGGUGUUGCACCCUCAACUCCAGACACUUUGCAUGAGCUUCGACAAAAAUACCCACCUGCCUCACCACCAUAUAUACCUGUUGAAGAAAUCUCUACUCCUGCGCUGGCAAUUGAUGUUAAAGUUGUGUUAGCUGCUCUACGUAGUUUUCCUAAGGGCACCUCAUGUGGAAGAAACGGUCUUAGAGAUCAGCAUUUAUUAGAUGCACUGAGUGUUAAUGUUGCAGCUUUUGCGGAGGAUCUUUUACAGUCCAUAGCAGGUGUCGUAAACUUAUGGUUGGCAGGCAUACCUUGUGGCGGUGAAGGGAUUUUGCACUCAGCAAACAGGUUAUUAGACAUGAAGGGUAGUGACAACACUAAGACCAUGUUGUUGAUUGAUUUUUCUAAUCCUUUCAAUUUGGUGGAUAGAUCUACCAUGAUUAACGAAGUCAGAAAACAUUGCCCUAGCAUCUCCAGAUGGGUAGAGUUUUGUUACUCAACCCCAGCCAGAUUAUAUUACAAUGACUCAGUGCUCUCAUCUUCUCAAGGUGUUCAACAGGGUGACCCACUUGGUCCCAUUUUAUUUGCAUUAGCAUUACAUCCUUUGGCGGAAAAAAUUGCUUCUCAUUGCACCCUUGAUUUUCACGCAUGGUAUUUAGAUGAUGACACUCUAGCAGGUGACACAUUGGAAGUGUCUAAAGCUUUGAGAAUAAUACAAGAUGAAGGUCCCUGUAGAGGCUUAUAUCUUAAUGUCAUGAAAACAGAGAUCUUUUGGCCAGCAGGUGUGUUUCCAGCACAUAUUGGUAAACCUGCAGGUGGAGUCAAACUUCUCGGAGGGCUUGUCAGUCUAGAUAUGCAAUAUUACAGUGAUUUAGUUAUGAGCACGAUUGAUAAAACUUUAUAGCUAAUGCAGAAAGUUAGGAAACUCCAAGACCCACAGAGUGAGCUUCUUCUCUUAGAUAAUUGCAGCGGUGUUUCCGUACUUUACUUUGCACUCCGUACCACUAGUCCUAUGGAUUUGCAAGAAGUUACCUCAGUUUUUGAUAGCAAUCUUAUGCAGUACUUGCGGCAGUUAAUUGUGGGUGAUGGUGCGGGCUUUGGUUUGGUUCAACAACUUAUUGCCACUUUGCCAAUUAAAGAUGGAGGUUUAGGUGUUCUUACUAUGGCAGACACUGGUAAGUAUUGCUACUUAGACUCUCAAGCUCAGACUCAUUAUUUGCAAAACACUGUCAUGCGGUUACCAGCAGAUAUAGAUCAUGUCCAUAGGUUUCAGCAUGCUCUGCAGUCGUUCACUCAAGCUUGUGGAUUAUCUCUUGCCAACUUCAACAUCAAGAUGCUUCCCCCAAGUACAUGCAGUCCCUGGAAGUUGUAUACUUUGGUGUUUUUAAGGAACGAAUUCCUACCUGCUACAACUUAACUGAGCGAGAUGCCAUUCUAUGGCAGUACAAUAGAUUUGAACAUGCAAUGGACUUUCUCAAAGCCAUCCCAAUUAGUGGGAUUAAUCAGACAGUUGCGCCACGACAGUUCAGUUCUGUGCUCAUGUAUCGGCUGGGCAUCCCAUUCUUUGCCAAAGAAAGUAUGUGUCACAGUUGUAAUCAUGCUGUGGAUAUCUUUGGAGAUCAUAUGCGGUGCAUUGCGCUAAGGAUGUGGGUCCCAAAUUUAGGCACGACCUGGUUAGAGAUGCCCUAGCGGAUAUGCUUUAUAAAGCUGGUGUGGCAGCGAGGAAGGAAGUAUCUUUGGGUUUUUUGUCGGAUACUGAAAAUGGUUUGAAACCCGCUGAUAUUCUUGUGUAUAAUUGGGAAGAUGGGAAGGACGUAUGCUUCGAUGUCACGGGUGUGUCUCCCUUCACAAGUGCUAGGACUCGCAAUUUUAUACCAGGGCAUGUUAUUUCUGCGGCGGUCACUCGUAAAUGCACUAAUUAUCUCGACAAAUGUGUGACUCAUGGGUACGGUUUUGGUGUUUUGGCUUUUUCUACAUUAGGUGAACUCGGUGUCGACACUAUUUCUUUACUGAAACGUUUAAGGAAUUACUAAGUUAGUUAUGAUGCCAACCAUAAGUUUGGUGGUUCCCUCUUUCAUAGGCUAGGUAUUGUUAUUCAAAAAGGUGUGGGAACGCAGAUUGUUGCUAAACUCCCAGCCAACCCUGUGUAAAUACUUUUCAGUUUUUUAUUUUUAUUUUUAUAAUAAUAGUAAUAAUAAUAAAGAGUUGGAAAGGCGUGGGACCGACCAUGGUCGUGGCAUGGCUGG
Molecule: messenger RNA, 3762 nt
Organism: Papaver somniferum (opium poppy)
Lineage: Eukaryota; Viridiplantae; Streptophyta; Magnoliopsida; Ranunculales; Papaveraceae
Exons: 3
Coding region: 1110-2420 (436 amino acids)
Source: RefSeq, a predicted model, not a curated record